AUGCAGCAAUAUGCGCAGGCCGCCAAGGGCCUCAUAGCCAACCUGUCCAAAGACAUCAAGGAGCUCAACUUGCGGCUUCCAGACGUACUGACCGCCGCAGGCCAGCCCUCCUCGUCCGGCGCCCCGCUGCAGCGCACCGCCUCUGGCGCCUCUGGCGCCUCUGGCGCCAGCAGCAACCCCAGGCAGCCCGCCGCCCGCGGCGGCGCGGCGGCGACGGACGAGCGCGUCUCGCGGUUCAAGGCGGAGCUGCUGGCCAGCCGCAUCGACCUGCCGCGGCUGCGGGCGCUGGCGUUUGGUGGCAUCCCCGACCGAGACGGGCUCCGCGCCAUCACUUGGAAGGUGCUGCUCGGCUACCUGCCGCCGGACCCCUCGGGCUGGGACGAGCUGCUGGCGCGCAAGCGGACGCAGUACCUGCUGUUCUGCGAGGUGCGUUUUGACAUGGGCGCCGGCAGCGGUGGCGGUGGUGGCGGUGGUGGCGGUGGUGACAGUGGUUGUGGUGAU
Messenger RNA from Monoraphidium neglectum, 501 nucleotides. RefSeq lists its product as hypothetical. Lineage: Eukaryota; Viridiplantae; Chlorophyta; Chlorophyceae; Sphaeropleales; Selenastraceae. The transcript is spliced from 2 exons. The record is from RefSeq and is a predicted model, not a curated record. The annotation marks the transcript as partial.